AUGGCGAACGAGCGCGAGAGCAAGACUUUCCUCGCCAGGCUUUGCGAACAGGCUGAGCGCUACGAUGAGAUGGUCACGUACAUGAAGGAAGUUGCCAAGAUUGGCGGUGAGCUCACUGUUGACGAGCGCAACCUCCUGUCCGUCGCCUACAAGAACGUCGUCGGCACACGACGUGCCUCGUGGCGCAUCAUCUCCUCGAUCGAGCAGAAGGAGGAGUCCAAGGGCUCUGAGAAGCACGUUGGCACCAUCCGCGACUACCGCCAGAAGAUUGAGACGGAGCUCGAGCAGGUCUGCCAGGAUGUCCUGAAUGUCCUCGACGAGUCUCUUAUUCCCAAGGCCGAGUCUGGCGAGUCCAAGGUCUUCUACCACAAGAUGAAGGGUGACUACCACCGUUACCUCGCCGAGUUCGCGUCGGGCGAGAAGCGCAAGGUCGCUGCAACCGCCGCACACGAGGCUUACAAGACGGCCACGGACGUUGCUCAGACUGAGCUCACUCCCACUCACCCCAUCCGUCUGGGUCUGGCGCUCAACUUCUCGGUCUUCUACUACGAGAUCCUGAACUCGCCCGACCGUGCUUGCCACCUUGCCAAGCAGGCUUUCGACGAUGCCAUUGCUGAGCUCGACUCCUUGUCCGAGGAGUCCUACCGCGACAGCACCCUCAUCAUGCAGCUUCUCCGUGACAACCUCACCCUCUGGACAUCGUCGGAUGGCAAUGAGGCUGAGGCUGCUGACUCUUCCGCCCCCAAGGAGGAGAAGGCCGCUGACGCCGAGGCCGCCGCUCCUGCCGAGCAGAAGAGCGAGGAGGCACCAGCUGCCGCCCCUGCUGCCGCCUAA
Molecule: messenger RNA, 834 nt
Organism: Didymella exigua CBS 183.55
Lineage: Eukaryota; Fungi; Ascomycota; Dothideomycetes; Pleosporales; Didymellaceae
Product: protein BMH2
Exons: 8
Coding region: 1-834 (277 amino acids)
Biological process (GO): signal transduction
Cellular component (GO): cytoplasm
Source: RefSeq, a predicted model, not a curated record